CUACGCCUAAAAAAGACAUUAAAAAUAUAAAAAAAGUGUUAAGUAUAUUUUUUGCAAUAUAUUAUUAAGGUAACAAAAUUCUUUGCAAAAAUUCGUGAAAUCCGCCUAAAAAAAACAUUAAAAUUGUAAAAAAAGCGCCAAGUAUAUUUUUAUAAACGUUGCGUUCUCUAAAUCGCUAAGGAAACGAUUCAACAAAGGCUCUUCCAAAAAUGGCUGCAGACAUCGAAUUCAACGAUAUAACGUACUCAGUUCCGAGUACUCCGAAAGAGUCGAAAAUGAUUCUGAAAGGUCUCAGCGGCCAAUUUAAAUCAGGCGAACUGACGGCAAUUCUGGGUCCUUCUGGUGCCGGAAAAUCGACGUUACUCAACAUCCUGGCGGGAUACAGAUGUACGGAAAUGGGUGGUUUAGUAAGAAUCAAUGGACAACUGCUAGAUAAAAACAAUUUCAAAAAGAUGUCCUGUUAUAUCAUGCAGGAAUGCCUUACACAACCGGAUCUCACGGUUUUAGAGGCGAUGUAUUUCGCUGCCGAAUUAAAACUCGGUAGAAGGAAAUCAACGCUUGAAAAACGUGCUGCUAUUUAUGAAAUCCUAAGUACGCUUAGAUUAAGCAAAACGCGAGAUACUAUCACAAAUAGACUUUCCGGUGGUGAAAGAAAGAGGCUGACAAUUGCACUUGAGCUAGUAAAUAAUCCACCUGUUAUUUUUCUUGAUGAAUCAACCACUGGAUUAGAUGAGAUCUCCUCUACUCAGUGCAUUGAUGUUCUCCAGAGGCUGGCGCGUUUCGGGCGGACUGUCGUGUGCACGAUACACACGCCUAGCACGAGAGUUUUUCUAAAGUUUGAUCACGUUUACAUCUUAAGCAACGGACAAUGCGUUUACAGAGACUCCGCAAGCAAUGUGGUGCCAUUCUUGCAAAACAUGGGCAUAGAAUGCCCAAAAUAUUACAAUCCGGCGGACUUCAGUGAAGAUCUCAGCGGCGGUGAUUGCAGUUAUGGUUCCAACGUGGUCGAACAAAUGGUCGCGUGCGUAAACGCGAAACCACUUCCGAUUGUUCGAUCAAAAAACGAAUUCGAUUUUAAUAAAAAAAACUUGAAAACCUCAAGGAUUCAUCAAUUUAAAACGUUAGUGAGGAGAAUGAUGCUGCAGAUGUAUCGAACUAGAAAUUACAUAUACUGGAUGAUAGUGAUACACAUCUUCCUUGGACUACUAAUUAGGGGACUAUUUUACAAUACGGGCAAUAAUGGAUUCAAGGCCGAAUCCAAUGUCUUCUUCUGCUUCUCAUGUGUCAUAGUUUUUCUGUAUAUACCCAUGCUACCAGUACUGCUGCAUUUUCCUUCGGAAAUUCAACUAAUAAAACAUGAGCAUUUUAAUAGAUGGUAUGAUCUUAGUGCAUAUUUUUGGGCUUCUACAGUUGUUAAUAUACUUUUACAGAUAUUUCUCGCAGUUUUAUAUCUCUCAGUCGUCUAUUUAAUGACGGGUCAACCCCUGGAAUUGCACAGGGUCACCAAGUUCUUUGGCACUUGUAUCGUGUGUGCCUUGAUCGCUGAGAGUAUAGGGCACAACGUUGCUAGCAUAUUUAAGGUUCUGGUAUGUUCAGAAUUGCACAUUGCAAAAAAGGGAAAUCUUUCCUAAGAUUGACGAAGAUGUGUACCAGGAAGAUGUGUAUCAGUAUUAUCCGGUAUAUGUAAUUUCUAGUUCGAUACAUCUGCAGCAUCAUUCUCCUCACUAACGUUUUAAAUUGAUGAAUCCCUGAGGUUUUCAAGUUUUUUUUAUUAAAAUCGAAUUUGUUUUUUUGAUUGAACAAUCGGAAGUGGUUUCGCGUUUACGCACGCGACCAUUUGUUCGACCACGUUGGAACCAUAACUGCAAUUAUCUGCUGAGAUCUCUAUUAUGAAGUCCGCCGGAUUGUAAUAUUUUGGGCAUUUUAUGCCCAUGUUUUACAAGAAUGGCACUAUAUUAUUUGCGGAGUCUCUGUAAACGCAUUGUCCGUUGUUUAAGAUGUAAACGUGAUCAAACUUUAGAAAAACUCUCGUGCUAGGCGUGUGUAUCGUGCACACGACAGUCUGCCCGAAACGCGCCAGCCUCUGGAGAACAUCAAUGAAUAGAGGAGAGCUCAUCUAAUCCAGUGGUUGGUUCAUCAAGAAAAAUAACAGGUGGAUUAUUUACUAGCUCAAGUGCAAUUGUCAACCUCUUUCUUUCACCACCGGAAAGUCUAUUUGUGAUAGUAUCUCGCGUUUUGCUUAAUCUAAGCAUACUUAGGAUUUCAUAAAUAGCAGCGCGUUUUUCAGACGUUGAUUUCCUUCUACCAAGUUUUAAAUCGACAGCGAAAUACAUCGCCUCUAAAACCGUGAGAUCCGGUUGUGUAAGGCAUUCCUGCAUAACAUAACAGGACAUCUUUUUGAAAUUGUUUUUAUCCAGCAAUUGUCUAUUGAUUCUUAAUGAACCACCCAUUUCCGUACAUCUGUAUCCUGCCAGGAUGUUUACUAACGUCGAUUUUUCGGCACCAGAAGGACCCAGAAUCGCCGUCAGUUCGCCGGAUUUAAAUUGGCCGCUGAGACCUUUCAAAAUCAUUUUCGACUUUUUUGGAGUACUCGGAACUGAGUACGUUAUAUCGUUGAAUUCGAUGUCUGCAGCCAUUUUUGGAAGAGCCUUUGUUGAAUCUUUUCCUUAGCGAUUUAGAGAACGCGACGUCUCUGGUGGAUGCCGUUACCGCUUAUUUGUCGGCGCGCCCUUCUGGCAGUCGGUUCCAAAUCACCGGUACCGACACUCCGGGAGUACUCGGAGCUCCUUGGCAGGGUGUUCUCGACUUCCUUAUACCGGGUGUACUCGGUUUCCUGAAAACCUCUGACACCGGGUGUUCUCGGUUAUCCACACUCCAGUGCCGGGCGUUCUCGGCUUCCUGACACAGGCCGUUCACGGCCUCCUGACACCGGGCGUACUCGGUUACCCGUCUUUUUACCUGUUACCUUUCCUGUAGUUUUGAUUUUUAACUUUCGUUUUAUUUUCAGAGCGAAUUUAUAAUAAUUCUACUCGGUCGGCGACGACGCGUUUACCCGGAGUUCCAACCUCCUUGCCGUACCUUCCUCGGAUAUCCUCUGUCCUGAGCGUCCCGUCCGAAUAAGAGCAUUCUUAGCGUAGCGAGCGUAGUUUUGUCCCUUCCUCAUGCGAGCGUUAUAGUUAUUAAUUGUAAGUCCGCGUUUCUUGUAAUAUUUUCCGAGCGUUAGUUUGUAAGAUCCGCGUUUUGUAUUUAGACUUAAGAUUUCCAUUGACACCGCGAGCGUUAUAAUUUAGUUUAAGUUCUCUACGCGUGUAUGUUAUAAUUAAUUUUAAGUUCCGCGUGUGAAUAACGUUCCGGGAACACGUUCCGAAGGUGUCAACUUCCUCCCUUUAUAAUAAAUUUUGUUUAUUUUUGUAUCACGGAGUGUGGGGAGAUACUUUUUUAAAAUAAAUAUUUUUGUUAAUUUUCUUUCAAA
Solenopsis invicta (red fire ant) is the source of this 3472-nucleotide messenger RNA. Its product is annotated as ATP-binding cassette sub-family G member 1-like. Gene Ontology annotation, cellular component: plasma membrane. The coding region runs from base 210 to 1631 and encodes 473 amino acids. Lineage: Eukaryota; Metazoa; Arthropoda; Insecta; Hymenoptera; Formicidae. The record is from RefSeq and is a predicted model, not a curated record. The transcript is spliced from 9 exons. Gene Ontology annotation, molecular function: ABC-type transporter activity; ATP binding; ATP hydrolysis activity.